ACAAUGCCCACAGUUUUAUCCAAGUUGACGAGUUUUGUGACGCUUCCCUCUGGUGUGACUACCUCUUCUAGCACCGCACAAAUUCGAAAGAUCGUAGAGCAAAUAUGGAAAAUAUAUAGCAAUAAUAGAACAUUAUUAGGAAGAUCUAUUUGGUUUAUAACAGUUUAUUACCUUUACCUCAGCAAGACUCAUGGUUCAAAAUCUCAAAAACAUGAUGUGGUUGCUACAGAAGCAAAGUCAAAGAGCAAAAGAGUCGCGGUUGAUCAUGUUUUCUUUGAAAGACUAAAAAAAUUGCUUAAAAUUGUUAUUCCUGGAAUAAAGUCGAAAGAAUUUUGGCUUCUAUUUGUCCAUUCUAACUUUCUAGUGUUCCGGACAAUUUUAUCAGUAUAUGUAGCCGCUUUAGACGGUCGAAUUGUUAGUGCAUUGGUACGAGGAAAUGCAAAGGAUUUUUUAACCGGAAUGGUGUGGUGGAUGACAGUGGCAAUUCCCGCUACUUAUACUAAUAGCAUGCUUACUUUUAUGCAAGAUAAAUUAGCCAUACAAUUCAGAACUCGUCUCACCAAUUAUAUACAUGAAAAAUAUUUAACAGAUAUGACUUUCUAUUCUGUUGGAAAUCUCGAUGACAGAAUUAAAAAUGCUGAUCAAUGUAUUACUGUAGAUACAAUGAAAUUCUGUAAUUCUCUCUCCGGGCUUUACUCAAAUCUUGCAAAACCAAUUUUAGACGUUUUUAUUUACAAUUUACAAUUGGCAAGGAAUGUUGGUGGCGAAGGUUUGUACGCCGUAUCUAUAAUGGUUCAUAUAUCUUCCGUGGUUCUGAGAGCGUUGACACCACCAUUUGGAAAAAUGGUUGCGGAGGAACAGAAAUUGGAGGGUGAAUUCAGAUUCACCCAUUCUCGGGUGAUUGAAAAUGCUGAGGAAAUUGCAUUCUACGCCGGUCACGAAGUUGAAAAGACCAUAUUAGAUCGCGGUUACUUUGCAUUAAUUAAACAUAUCAACCGAAUCUUCCGAAAACGUAUCAUCCAUGGAAUAAUGGAAGAUUUCAUUAUUAAAUAUUUUUGGGGUGCCAUGGGUUUACUGCUUUGUUCUGUUCCAGUCUUCUUCAAAGUACCAGGAAUUCAAACUAGUGAUCUUGGUACUCGAGCUCAAG
Molecule: messenger RNA, 1147 nt
Organism: Acaulospora morrowiae
Lineage: Eukaryota; Fungi; Glomeromycota; Glomeromycetes; Diversisporales; Acaulosporaceae
Source: the annotation of a GenBank genome assembly